This is a messenger RNA of Neofelis nebulosa (Clouded leopard), 2638 nucleotides long. RefSeq lists its product as uncharacterized. Gene Ontology annotation, biological process: proteolysis; virion assembly. Lineage: Eukaryota; Metazoa; Chordata; Mammalia; Carnivora; Felidae. The record is from RefSeq and is a predicted model, not a curated record. Gene Ontology annotation, molecular function: aspartic-type endopeptidase activity; nucleic acid binding; zinc ion binding.
AUGCCUUACAAAAUGUUUAGCUGCAUCCCCGGCCUCAACCUGCCAAAUGCCAGUGGUGCCUUCCCCACUGUUGACAACCUUAAGUGUAUCCAGAAUUUGCCAGAUGUCCCCUGGGGGCCCAAUUUCUCCCUGAUUGGGGACCACCAGAAGCCAAUAUCAUGUGUCCCAGAGAACCGGGAAGGUACUCUCUCCAGAGCGGGAGGUGGAAACGCUCCAGUGGGAAGCCUGCCCUUUACCAGACAAAGGGCUCAGAGGGAGCAAUCCGCCUCCACCGCCGACUCCACUAUUCUGCCCCUGCGAGCCACCGGACCCCCAGACACGGAGGGGAAUCAGCCCCAUCACUAUUGGCCUUUCGCCACUAGUGACCUCUACAAUUGGAAAGCUCAGAAUCCUAAGUUUUCCAAGAAACUGGCAGGGCUUAUUGAUUUAUUAGACUCUGUUCUUUCUACCCAUCAGCCCACGUGGGACGAUUGCCAGCAGCUUUUGCAGGUCCUGUUCACGACUGAAGAAAGAGAAAGAAUCCUCAAUGGGGCCCGAAAACUAGUUCCGGGUGCAGACGGGAGUCCCACCACCAACCAGGCUCAGAUAGAUGCCUCCUUCCCCUUAACUCGGCCCCAGUGGGAUUUCAACAUGGCAGAAGGUAAGGAGAGGCUCCGGCUCUACUGCCAGACUCUAAUGGGGGGUCUCCGAAUGGCUGCUAGAAAGCCAACCAAUUUGGCCAAGGUAGGAAAUAUACAACAGGGAAAAGAUGAAUCUCUGGCUGCCUUUUUAGAACGGAUCAUGGAGGCAUUCCGUACCUAUACCCCCAUGGAUCCAGAGGCUCUGGAAAGCAAGGCAGCUGUUAUCAUGGCCUUUGUAAACCAGUCGGCCAUAGACAUUAGGAGAAAAUUACAGAAAAGACUAGGAGAAAAAAGUCUGCAGGACUUACUGGUGGUAGCCGAAAAGGUAUAUAAUAACUGGGAGCCUCACGAGGACAAGCAGGCUCGCGCCAUGGCAGCUGCCAGCAGUAAGCAGACUCGAGACCUGACCAGAAUACUACUAGCUACCACUGCUGACUCCUCUGAGGAACGAGACCGCUGUCUCCAGCAGCUGGCAGACGAUGCAAGAAAAGGUAAAGGAACCAUCAAGGGGGGGAAGCAGGGGCUGCAGAAGGAUCAGUGCGCAUACUGCAAGGAGAUAGGGCAUUGGGCCCGAGAUUGUCCAAAAGCCGGCGGGAAGGGAAGCAAGACUGAUCGAGUAAAAGUCCUAGAGCUAGAUGAACUAAGUGAUUAGGGGAGUCGGGGUUCGGACCCUCUCCCCGAACCCAGGGUAACUCUUAAGGUGGAGGGGACCCCUGUUGCCUUCCUUGUCGACACCGGAGCACAACAUUCGGUCCUCCGCACCCCACAAGGAAAACUAGCCAGCAAGAAGUCCUGGGUACAAGGGGCAACUGGUAUGAGCCAGUAUUCAUGGACUACCCGAAGAACAGUAGAUUUGGGAAUGGGCCAGGUAUCCCACUCCUUUAUGGUAAUACCAGAAUGCCCCUACCCGCUGUUAGGACGGGACUUACUGACCAAGAUUGGAGCUCAGAUAACUUUCAGACAAGGGGGGCCUCAGGUCACCGAUGGCAAGGGCCACCCCACCCAGGUACUGACCAUGAAACUGGAGGAUGAAUACCGCCUCCACCAGGAGGCACUCCCGAGAGAGGAUAAUAUAGAUAGAUGGCUACAAGAAUUCCCCUCGGUUUGGGCAGAGACGGGGGGGAUGGGACUAGCCACUCACAGGACCCCAGUCCUGGUAGAGCUCAAGCCAGGAGAGAGUCCAGUAAGGAUCAAACAAUACCCCAUGUCUCAGGAGGCCCAGAAGGGGAUCCAGCCACACAUCCAGAGACUACGAAGCCUAGGGGUACUAGUUCCUUGCCAGUCUGCCUGGAACACCCCCCUACUGCCGGUCAAAAAGCCUCACACAAAUGACUACCGACUGGUACAAGACCUCUGGGAAGUAAAUAAGAGGGUCGUGGACAUACACCCAACUGUUCCCAACCCAUAUACUCUCUUGAGCUCCUUGGCGCCCUCCAGGGUCUGGUAUACUAUACUAGAUUUAAAGGACGCCUUCUGCAGUCUGCUGCUGGCACCCCAGAGCCAACCCUUGUUCGCCUUCGAGUGGCAUGAUCCGGAGGAGGGCUACAGUGGGCAACUCACCUGGACAUGGCUACCUCAGGGAUUCAAAAAUUCACCCACCCUCUUCGACGAGGCACUACACGAGGACCUGGGUGAGUACAGAAGGUAGCACCCUGGCCUCACCCUUCUACAGUACGUAGAUGACAGCCUGAUUGCUGCUGACAUGGCCAAAGACUGUGAGCGAGGGACCCAGGACCUGCUGGCUACCCUGGGGGCCUUAGGCUACCGGGCAUCCAUGAAGAAGGCUCAGAUAUGCAGGGAGAGGAUUCACCAACAGGACACCAAAAUAGAGCAAGUUGUAUCUGCCUGCAAGACCUGCCAACUCACCAACGCGAGAGCCACAUCAAAUAAAAAAGAAACCAGGCUCAGAGGCACCAGACCGGGAGCCCAAUGGGAAGUCGACUUCACUGAAGUCAAACCAGGAAAGUAUUUACAGACACCUUCUCUGGCUGGGUGGAGGCAUACCCAACCAAGCAUAA